This is a messenger RNA of Mauremys reevesii (Reeves's turtle), 6818 nucleotides long. It is a transcript of the gene SORL1, whose product is annotated as sortilin related receptor 1. The coding region runs from base 103 to 6741 and encodes 2212 amino acids. Gene Ontology annotation, biological process: protein retention in Golgi apparatus; protein targeting to lysosome; post-Golgi vesicle-mediated transport. Gene Ontology annotation, molecular function: protein binding. Lineage: Eukaryota; Metazoa; Chordata; Testudines; Geoemydidae. The transcript has 48 exons. Gene Ontology annotation, cellular component: membrane; Golgi apparatus. The record is from RefSeq and is a predicted model, not a curated record.
UUGCUCCCUCCCCGCCUCCCCCUUCCUAUUGCACAUUCUCUCCUGGCGGCGGCGCCCCACUUUGCAGCAGCCCCACCAGCACCCGGGAGGAGGAGGAGGAACAUGGCGACAGGGAGCAGCUGUGGGGAGCUGAGGCGACCCUGCCUGGCAGCCCUGCUGCUGCUGCUGCUUGCAUGGAGCCCUUAUCCGGCUGCCGCCAGCACCCUGCUGCUGCACGGGGGGGCUGCACCCCGGCCUCAGGACCGGGGCUUCGCGCUGCUCCAAGGGGAAACGCUGAGCCUGGGUGACAGAGGGACGGGCAGGGCAAGCGAGAGGCUCCAGCCGCGGAGGAAGAGGAGCGCUGCGGAGCAGCAGCAGCAAGAGCCCGUUAAGGUGUAUGGACAGGUCAGUCUGAAUGACUCUCACAAUCAGAUGGUCGUUCACUGGGCAGGAGAAAAGAGCAAUGUGAUUGUGGCCUUGGCUAGAGACAGCCUGGGGUUACUGAGACCCAAGAAAAGCAAUGUUUAUGUGUCGUAUGACUACGGGAAGACGUUUAAAAAGAUAUCGGAGAAAUUCAGCUUCGGUGCAGGGAACACCAGCGAUGUGGCCAUCUCACAGUUCUACCACAGCCCUGCUGACAACAAAAGGUACAUCUUCGUGGAUGCCUACGCCCAGUACCUCUGGAUCACCACGAACUUCUGCAGCAAUAUCCAGGGCUUCUCUAUUCCAUUCAGAGCCGCAGAUCUGCUGUUACACAGUAGGAUCCCUGACCUCGUUUUGGGCUUCGAUAGGUCUCAUCCCAACAAACAGCUCUGGCAAUCUGAUGACUUUGGGCAGACCUGGAUAAUGAUUCAGGAACACGUGAAAUCUUUUUCUUGGGGCAUUGACCCAUAUGAUAAACUGAAUACAGUUUACAUAGAACGACAUGAGCCUACAGGAUCCUCAACUAUAAUCCGCAGCACAGAUUUCUUUCAAACCAGGGAAAACAAAGAAAUCAUUCUGGAAGAUGUUGAAGACUUCCAGCUCAGGGACAAAUAUCUGUUUGCCACAAAGACUGCGCAUUUAUUGGGCAGCCAGCAGCAAACUUCAGUCCAGCUCUGGGUUUCCUUCAACCGCAAGCCAAUGCGAGCUGCGCAGUUUGUAACCAGACAUCCAGUAAAGGAAUACUACAUUGCGGAUGCGUCCGAGGACCAGGUGUUCGUGUGUGUCAGCCACAGUAACAACCGCACCAACCUCUACAUCUCAGAAGCAGAAGGCCUGAAGUUUUCUCUGUCUUUAGAAAAUGUGCUGUACUACAGUCCUGGAGGGGCAGGCAGCGAUACCUUGGUCAGGUAUUUUGCCAACGAGCCUUUUGCAGACUUCCAUCGUGUCGAGGGCGUGAGAGGAGUGUACAUUGCCACCCUGAUAAACGGCUCGUUCAGCGAAGAGAACAUGAGGUCUGUCAUCACCUUUGACAAAGGUGGAACCUGGGAAUUUCUGCAGGCUCCGGCAUAUACGGGUUAUGGAGAAAAGAUAGAUUGCGAGUUUUCAAAGGGCUGCUCUCUUCAUCUGGCCCAGCGACUGAGUCAGCUGCUUAACUUCCAGUUGCGUAGGAUGCCCAUUCUCUCCAAAGAAUCUGCUCCAGGACUGAUCAUUGCCACAGGCUCGGUUGGCAAGAACAUGGCAAGCAAAACGAACGUGUACGUUUCAAGCAGUGCAGGAGCGAGGUGGAGAGAGGCACUGUCCGGCCCCCAUUACUACACUUGGGGUGACCAUGGUGGCAUUCUCGUCGCAAUAAUGCAGGGCACAGAGACAGACCAGCUCAAGUACAGCACAAAUGAAGGGGAGACCUGGAAAACGUUCACUUUCUCAGCGAAACCGGUAUUUGUGUAUGGGCUUCUCACCGAGCCAGGGGAGAAGAGCACCGUGUUCACCAUCUUCGGCUCCUAUAAAGAGAACGGCCACAGCUGGCUGAUACUGCAGAUCAACACCACUGACGUGCUCGGCGUCCCUUGCACAGAAAACGAUUACAAACUGUGGUCACCCUCCGAUGAGCGAGGUAAUGAGUGCUUACUGGGGCAUAAGACCGUUUUCAAAAGGAGGACGCCUCAUGCGACUUGCUUCAAUGGGGAAGAUUUUGAUAGACCAGUUAUGGUCUCCAACUGCUCAUGUACAAGAGAAGACUUUGAAUGUGAUUUUGGUUUUAAACUGAGCGAUGACUUAUCAUUGGAAGUUUGUGUCCCUGAUCCUGAAUUUGCUGGGAAACCAUAUUCCCCACCUGUGCCUUGUCCUGUUGGCUCGACGUAUAGAAAAACUAGAGGCUACCGCAAGAUCUCUGGUGACACCUGUUCAGGAGGAGACAUUGAAUCGCGGCUAGAAGGGGAGCUGGUGCCAUGCCCUCUAGCAGAAGAGAAUGAGUUUAUUCUGUAUGCCACACGCUACUCCAUCCAUCGGUACGAUCUCUCUUCUGGAGCCAGCGAGGAGUUGCCUCUGACUGGAUUGCGAGGGGCAGUGGCUCUGGACUUUGAUUAUGAUCACAACUGUUUGUACUGGGCGGAUGUGACGCUUGACAUUAUCCAGCGUCUUUGUCUAAACGGCAGCUCUGGACAGGAGAUAAUCAUUAGCACUGGCCUAGAAACAGUGGAAGCGUUGGCCUUUGAACCUCUCAGUCAGUUGCUUUACUGGGUGAAUGCUGGUAUUCCAAAAAUUGAGGUUGCCAACCCAGAUGGAGACAUGCGAUUUACUGUUCUGAAUUCCUCUGUACUCGAACGACCCAGAGCCCUAGUUUUGGUGCCUAAAGAAGGGUUGAUGUUCUGGACAGACUGGGGAGACACUAGACCUGGCAUUUACAGAAGCGAUAUGGAUGGUUCGUCGGCCAGUUGCAUUGUCUCUGAGGGAGUGAGAUGGCCAAAUGGCAUUUCUGUGGAUGAUCACUGGAUCUAUUGGACGGAAGCCUAUAUGGAUAGAAUCGAGAGGAUUGAUUUCAAUGGGAUGCAGAGAUCGGUGAUACUGGAUAGUCUUCCUCAUCCCUAUGCUAUUGCUGUAUUUAAGAAUGAAAUCUACUGGAAUGAUUGGUCGCAGCUGAGUAUUUUUAGAGCAUCUAAAUACAGUGGGUCGAGAAUGGAGAUUUUAGUUGGCCGAUUAAAUGGGAUCAUGGAUAUGAAAAUCUUCUACAGAGGAAAGACAACAGGACAGAAUGCCUGCAUCACCAAGCCUUGCAGUUUGCUGUGCUUGCCCAAAUCAAACAACAGCAGAAGCUGCAAGUGUCCUGAGGGAGUCUCCAGCAGCGUGCUCCCAUCAGGGGAAGUGAAGUGUGAUUGUCCACACAGAUACGUGAUGAAGAACAACACCUGCAUCAAGGAAGAUAACACCUGUCUGCCUAACCAGUAUAGAUGCUUCAACGGGAACUGCAUCAACAGCAUUUGGCAGUGUGACAACGAUAACGAUUGCGGAGACAUGAGCGAUGAGAAGAAUUGCCCCACAACAGUCUGUGAUAGCGAGACUCAGUUCCGCUGCCAGGGCUCGGGGACCUGCAUCCCGCUGUCCUAUAAAUGUGACCUGGAGGACGACUGUGGAGAUAACAGUGAUGAAAGCCACUGCGAAGCUCACCAGUGUAGAAGUGAUGAAUUCAGCUGCAGCUCGGGAAUGUGCAUUCGUCUUUCUUGGAUGUGUGACGGCGAUAACGACUGCAGAGACUGGUCAGAUGAAGCUAACUGCACUGCAGUAUACCAUACAUGCGAAGCCUCCAGCUUCCAGUGCCAUAAUGGGCACUGCAUUCCCCAGAGAUGGGCAUGCGAUGGCGACGCCGACUGCCAGGAUGGCUCUGAUGAGGACCCUGUCAAGUGCGAAAAAAAGUGCAACGGUUUCCAGUGUCCAAAUGGAACCUGCAUCCCAAAUAGCAAGCACUGCGAUGGGCUGCAUGACUGCUCCGAUGGCUCUGACGAACAGCACUGUGACCCCCUGUGCACGCGUUACAUGGACUUUGUGUGUAAGAACCGGCAGCAGUGCUUGUUCCACUCCAUGGUGUGUGACGGCAUUGUGCAGUGUCGGGAUGGCUCGGAUGAAGAUGCCAACUAUGCUGGGUGCUCCCAAGACCCAGAGUUUCACCGGACCUGCGACCAAUUCAACUUCCAGUGCCAGAAUGGCGUGUGCAUCAGUUUGGUGUGGAAAUGUGAUGGGAUGGAUGACUGUGGGGAUUACUCUGAUGAAGCAAACUGUGAAAACCCAACGGAAGUGCCGAACUGCUCUCGCUACUACCAGUUCCAGUGUGAGAAUGGCCACUGCAUCCCUAACCGGUGGAAAUGCGACGAGGAGAAUGACUGUGGUGAUUGGUCUGACGAGAAGGAAUGUGGGGGUUCACAGAUCCUUCCCUUUACGACAUCUGCCCCAGUGACAUGUUUACCUAACCACUUCCGUUGCAACAGCGGUGCCUGCAUCAUGAACAGUUGGGUUUGCGAUGGAUAUCAGGACUGCACAGAUGGCUCAGAUGAGGAAGCCUGCCCUACUUUAUUAGCCAACGUAACUGCGACUUCCACCAUCUCCCUUGGCCGGUGCAGCAGGUUUGAGUUUGAGUGUCAGCAGCUGAGGAAGUGCAUCCCUAACUGGAAGCGAUGUGAUGGCCUGAGAGACUGCCAGGAUGGCACGGAUGAAAUGAACUGUCCUACUCGCAGCACACUAUCAUGCCCUAACGGUUUUAAAUGUGAAGAUGAGGAAGCCUGUAUCAUGACAGCAGAGCGGUGUGAUGGAUUUCUGGACUGUUCAGAUAGUAGCGACGAGAGAAACUGCACCGAUGACACAAUUGUGUACAAAGUCCAGAAUCUCCAGUGGACGGCUGAUUUCUCUGGUGAUAUCACUUUAACGUGGGCCCGACCUAAAAAAAUGUCCUCAACAUCUUGUGUGUAUAAUGUCUAUUACAGGAUGGUUGGCGAAAGCAUUUGGAAAACGUUAGAAACUCACAGCAGCAAAACAAACAGUGUCUUGAAAGUCCUCAAGCCAGAUUGCACCUAUCAGGUCAAAGUUCAGGUCCAGUGCCUCAGCAAAGUGUACAACACCAAUGACUUCAUUACUCUGCGUACGCCGGAGGGAUUACCCGAUCCCCCCCUUCAUCUUCAGCUGUCCCUAAAGAAAGAGCUGGAAGGCGUGGUGAUCGCCCGCUGGGCUCCGCCCAUGUCUGCCCACGGCCUGAUCCGAGAGUACAUCGUGGAAUACAGUAGAAGUGGUUCCAAGGAGUGGUCCUCACUUAGAGCCAGUAAGAACUAUACCGAGAUUGAGAACUUGCAGGUCAACAAAUUAUACACACUAAGAGUUGCUGCAGUAACUAGUCGGGGCGUAGGAAACUGGAGUGAUUCCAAAUCCAUAACCACCAUGAAAGGCAAAGCCAUCCCACCGCCUACCAUCCAUAUUGAGAGUUGCAAAGAAAAUUCCAUAAGUUUCACUCUGAAAGUGGAUGCUAAUAUUAAGGUGAAUGGUUAUAUCGUGAACUUCUUCUGGACCUUCGAUACCCACAGGCAAGAAAAAAGGACUUUGUUCCUAGAUGGUGAAAAGUCAGCACAAACAGUGGGUAAUUUGACAGCACACACCUCGUAUGAAAUUUCUGCCUGGGCCAAGACUGCACUGGGGGACAGCCCUCUAUCGUUUGCACAUGUGGUGACCAGUGGUACGAGACCUGCGUCGCCAAGCCUCAAAGCCAAAGCCAUCAAUCAGACUGCUGUGGAGUGUAACUGGACUGGACCCAGGAACGUCGUCUAUGGUGUUUUCUAUGCCACCUCGUUCCUGGAACUAUAUAGAAACCCUCAUAACACCACCACUGCUUUACACAACAUCACUGUGAUCGUGAACAGGGAUGAGCAGUACCUGUUUCUGGUCCGUGUGAUGUCUCCAUACCAAGGACCACCUUCCGACUACAUCGUGGUGAAGAUGAUACCGGACAAUAGACUUCCCCCUCGGCAUCUGCAUUCUGUGCUCACCAGAAAGACAUUUGCGGUCAUCAAGUGGGAGUCGCCCUACGAUUCGCCUGACCAGGACAUGCUGUAUGCUGUCGCAGUAAAAGAUUUAAUUAAAAAAACAGAUAAAAUCUACAAGGUGAAAACCCGUAACAGCACAGUGGAAUACACCAUUAAAAAGCUGGAGCCGGGAGGAAAAUAUCAUAUAAUUGUUCAGCUCGGAAACAUGAGCAAAGAAUCCAGUAUGAAAAUUACCACAGUUUCACUCUCUGCACCAGAUGCCUUAAAAAUUAUAACGGAAAAUGAUCAUAUUCUGCUUUUUUGGAAGAGUUUAGCCUUGAAAGAAAGUAAUUUUAACGAGAGCCGGGGUUACGAGAUUCACAUGUUUGACAGCACAAUGAAUAUCACAGCUUAUCUUGGGAACACCACAGAGAACUUCUUCAAAAUUUCCAACCUGAAGAUAGGCCACAACUAUUCAUUCACAGUUCAGGCCCGAUGUCUUUAUGGCGGACAGAUGUGUGGGGAGCCUGCUACUCUUCUGUACGAUGAACUAGGAACGGGUGAAGAUGCCUCUGCGUCUAAAACUGGGAAAUCCACAGAUGUAGCUGCCAUCGUGGUCCCGAUAUUAUUCCUAUUGCUUGUGACCAUGGGAAUAGGGUUUGUUGUAUUAUACAUGAGACACAGAAGACUGCAGAAUAGCUUCACUGCCUUUGCAAACAGCCACUACAGCUCCCGCCUUGGGUCAGCCAUAUUCUCUUCCGGUGAUGAUUUAGGAGAGGACGACGACGAAGCCCCUAUGAUAACUGGAUUCUCAGAUGAUGUUCCCAUGGUCAUCGCAUGAAGCGCAUUUCUGACUGUAAACCAAAUGGUGUAAAUAUUUUAUUUGAUAAAAAUAGUUGAUGGUUUAUUUUAAAAAUG